Molossus molossus (Pallas's mastiff bat) is the source of this 5532-nucleotide messenger RNA. RefSeq names its product prostaglandin E receptor 4 (gene PTGER4). The record is from RefSeq and is a predicted model, not a curated record. Lineage: Eukaryota; Metazoa; Chordata; Mammalia; Chiroptera; Molossidae. Gene Ontology annotation, molecular function: prostaglandin E receptor activity. Gene Ontology annotation, cellular component: plasma membrane. The transcript has 3 exons. Bases 589 to 2043 code for a protein of 484 amino acids. Gene Ontology annotation, biological process: cellular response to prostaglandin E stimulus; negative regulation of inflammatory response; inflammatory response.
UGGAAGGGCGAGAGCGGAGCUCGGAACCCGGCGGCUGGAGAGGAGGAAGAUGAGCGGUCCCGGGUCAGAGCUUCAGGCCCAGUGGACCUCAAGCCGCCCCCAGGAAGCCAGAAGCGGCCUCCGCGGCAGCCGCCAACCCCGGUAGCCUCCCGCGCUCCCCAGGACUGCCGAGGAGGUCGGCCCAAGCCGGGGACCGAGGCUCAGUGCCACCUGCGCCCGCGGCCUCACACCUGAGGGCUCUCCGCCCACGGACUGGACCCGCGGGCUCCGCCAGGCUUGGAUCAUCCUUGGAGGCACGGAAACAUAGAAAGAAACCCAAGAGCAGGCUUCACAGACCCCUAUCCGCUGCCCUUCUAGUUCCGCAAGUUCGUGAAAGCUGGCCACUCUGACCCCAGUUCCAGAACGAGCAGCCCCCGAGACCCGGCUCUGAGAAGGCGGCGGCUAGACAAGAUCCCCAGUGCGCGGGGCGAGGCCGAGGGCAGGCUGAAGGCGUGUCCAGCACCCCUGAGGCUUGGCUCUGGCUGCCGCCGCCGCAGGCACCACAGACCCAGCCGCGCACUUCAAGGCCGCGCACCGCCGGCCACCACCAUGUCCACCCCUGCGGCCAAUGCGUCCGUCUCCUUGAUCCCAAACAGCCCGGUGACCAUCCCGGCGGUGAUGUUCAUCUUCGGGGUGGUGGGCAACCUGGUGGCCAUCGUGGUGCUAUGCAAAUCGCGCAAGGAGCAAAAGGAGACGACCUUCUACACGUUGGUAUGCGGGCUGGCCGUCACCGACCUGCUGGGUACAUUGCUGGUGAGCCCGGUGACCAUUGCCACGUACAUGAAGGGCGAGUGGCCCGGCGGCAAGGCGCUGUGCGAGUACAGCACCUUCAUCCUGCUCUUCUUCGGACUGUCGGGCCUCAGCAUCAUCUGUGCCAUGAGCAUCGAGCGCUACCUGGCCAUCAACCACGCCUACUUCUACAACCACUACGUGGACAAGCGGCUGGCCGGCCUCACGCUCUUCGCGGUCUAUGCGUCCAACGUGCUCUUCUGCGCGCUGCCCAACAUGGGCCUGGGCAGCUCCCGGCGGCAGUACCCGGACACCUGGUGCUUCAUUGACUGGACCACCAACGUGACGGCGCACGCCGCCUUCUCCUACAUGUACGCGGGCUUCAGCUCCUUCCUCAUUCUCGCCACCGUGCUCUGCAACGUGCUGGUGUGCGGCGCGCUGCUCCGCAUGCACCGGCAGUUCGUGCGCCGCACCUCGCUGGGCACCGAGCAGCACCACGCGGUCGCCGCCGCCGCCUUCGCCUCCGCCUCCUGCCGGGGCCACCCGGCCGCCGCCUCCCCGGCCCUGCCGCGCCUCGCCGACCUUCGCCGCCGCCGGAGCUUCCGCCGCAUCGCGGGCGCCGAGAUCCAGAUGGUCAUCUUACUCAUCGCCACCUCCCUGGUGGUGCUCAUCUGCUCCAUCCCGCUCGUGGUGCGAGUGUUCAUCAACCAGUUGUAUCGGCCAAGUUUAGAACUAGAAGUCAGCAAAAACCCGGAUCUGCAGGCCAUCCGAAUUGCGUCUGUGAACCCCAUCCUGGACCCCUGGAUAUAUAUCCUCCUGCAGAAGACGGUGCUCAGUAAAGCCAUGGAGAAGAUUAAAUGCCUCUUCUGCCGCAUCGGCGGCUCCCGCAGAGACCGCUCGGGCCAGCACUGCUCGGAGAGCAGACGGACCUCCUCCGCCUUGUCGGGCCACUCGCGCUCCUUCCUGUCCCGCGAGCUGAAGGAGGUCAGCAGCACCUCGCAGACGCUCCUCUACCUGCCCGAGCUCAGCGACGCGGGCCUGGCGGGCCGGACCCUGCUGCCCGGCGUGCCCGGCAUGGGCCCGCCCCCCGCGGACUCCGCCUCCCUGAGGACGUGGCGGGCCUCCGAGACCUCGGACUCCUCGCAGGGGCCGGACUCCGAGAGCGUCCUGCUGGUGGACGAGCUCGGGGGCAGCGCUGGGCCGGCGCCCAAGGCCAGCGCCCUGCAGGUCACGUUUCCCAGCGAAACGCUGAACGUGUCGGAGAAAUGCAUAUAGCAGCGAAGGGGGAAGCACUGUUUCUGGAAGCUCCUAAACCCUGUGCAAUAGACACGAGUGAAGUGUCCGGCUGCGCUCAGGCCUGUCCGUCUGUCCUGUGACGCACGUGAGAGGACAUCUGGUUUUGAGCACUUUUCAGACCAUCAGGUUGAGUCUCCUGGCUCCUGAGGCCUGAAACACAUUGGUUGCCACCUCUUGAGGGUGGAUUUCGGUCACAACUUGAUCGCCAAGACGGACCCUCCGUUUCCCUUGCCGGGAAGAUGGCAGGAGCUUUGCUCCUUUCAGGACAUCGGGAGCCCCUGGCAGGCGCACGGGGCCAGGUGUGCAGGGCUCCCGCCGGCCAGCCAGGAGGACCGUCUACGGAAGAUUCCAGUGUCUCACUAAAGCAUGAAAUGUGAAUUUUACUGUUGUAAAUAUGAUUUAAGGUAUUUAAAGUAUUUUCUUCUCUGUGAGAAGGUUUAUUGCUAAUACAAGGUAUGAUAAAAAUUAUGGUAACCCCUCUCCUCCCGGUAUAACUAGCUGAAGUUCUAGAUGUUAGUUUUUUUUCGUAAACGAGUUCAGGCCGAGGUAUUGAAAAUGCACAGUGACAUUCAUAUGUGAUAAAUGGACACAGGUUUUUUUUUUAAAAAAGAGAAAUAAUUUAGUACUAUUAAAGGAAUAAAGAAAAAUACUAUUUAAGACAUGAAAAUUACAACCCAAAAUAUUCAAGUUCUUUUGCAAGCUAUGCAUACUUAGGGGAAAAUGUUUAGUGCUGGCUACAUAUAUUUAUCCAGAAUGCUGGUUUCUGGAGAGCCUAACAUGCUGGCCAAUAGUUUCUACUUUUGUCCCCACAGACUGGUACUUUUAAAAUGUAACAAAUUUUUAAAAGCCUUGAAUAAACAACCCAUAGUUGACGUGUACAAUAUAAAAGGAAAAAGUCGAAACAGCUUGUUUCCCCCCUGAAAUUGUGCAUUGUGUUACUUUCCUAAGGAAUGAUCUAGAGCAUCCUUGAAAUUUUAAAAGGAAGACAGACUGCAUGCACCAUAACAACUUUUACUUUGAGAUGUGGAAGGAUUGGUUAAAUUAGCCUUUCCCAGCUGUUAGAAGAAGCUAACAAGAUACGGGGCACAGACGUGGGCACAUAAGGGUCACCUUCUGACAAUUUUGUGCCACGCCCUGUCAUGCUGUACACGUAUGUGAAAGAAACUUUCUCAAAGAAAUAUUAAGCAUGUUUUGUUGCUUACAGUGUUUUUGUGAAUUGCCUGGUUGUAAUUAAAUUCUGAGCCUGAUAGUGAUAUGGUUUCAAGAAGCAGUUUUAUCAACUCAAAUUAUUUUGGAGAUUAUAAUAAAUAAACACUCACUCUGAGUUCCAUAUCCUCGGUUUUGGAGAACAGUGCAGUUUUUGUUUCAGGUUAUCUUCUGCAUCUUUUUCAAUUGGAAUUUAAAACGUUUUAUUUUGAUAUAAUGGCAAAUUUAGAGAAAAGUUGCAAGAAUAGCACAAAGCCUUGGAUCUACUUAGUGGAGAACGGUAUUUAGAAACCAAGACCUAGGUGUGAGGCACACUCAGAACGACUCAUUUGCAUGGGUGGUGGGAGAGACAGUGUGACUUCCUGCUUGUAAGUUCUCCAGAUCAGUGAUUCUCAGACGUUAGCAUGUAUCAGUCACCUGGUGAGCUUGAAAAUGCAGUUUCUGGUUCAGUAGGUCUGGAGUGGGGGGUGCACAUUUCUAAAAAGCUCCUAGUUGAUGCUGACUCAGCCUGUAGGAGGACACACUUCAAGGAGCAAUAGUUCCCAGAAGCGAGGUCAUGAUUUGCUACUUGCAAGUUCUUGAUGUAUUUUUGGAUGAUGUCAGAAAAACAAGACUCUCAUUUUCACAGACCUGAUGGAACAGUGAUUCGCAGCUGAGGCAGGGAUGGCUCAGAAAAAGAGCAUCUAGCUCAAACUUCUAAAAUGUUCUAUUUCACCAGCAGAAAGAGUUGUUUCACCAAUGUAUACUAACCAAGGCCCAAGAAAAUAUUUUACUUGUGAAAGGCUUUUUUCUCCCAUGUACACAAUGAGACAACACCUGGAUUUAUAUAUAAAUGAAUAUAUUAACACUCAUGUUCGUGGGGGAAAACUAAAGCUCAUUCACAAUUAGUAUUACUAAUAUCAGGACAUAAAAUCAAUCAUCCUUUCCUUCAGGCUCACCAUCCAGCAUACUGAUUCUGGCUUAUUUGUAACUGAAAUGUAAUUCACGUAUUUUAAAAUUUGCCUUGUAUGUUAAUUACGUUCACAGAGGGCAAUGAUCACUGCUAUCUAAUUCCAGAACACAUUCAUCAUCCUACAAAGAAAACACAUACCCAUUCACAUUCACUCCUUAUUCUCUGCCCCAGUCCCUGGCAGGCACUACAUGGAUUUCCCUAUUCUGGGCAUGAUGGAAUCAUACAAACAAUAUAUGUGUGUGGCCUUAACUGUCUGGCUUUUUUCACUUAGCAUGUCUUCAAGGUUCAUCCAUAUUGUAGUAUGUCAGUACUUCCUUUUUCGUGGCAGAAUAAUAUUCCACAUGGAUCUACUGUUUAUCCAUGCAUCAGUUGAUGGGUAUUUGGGUUUCCACAUUUGGCUCUUAUUAAUGAUGCCAACAGCAUGAUUAUUAUUAAUGCUGUACACCUUUUUGUGUUAAUAUGUUUUCAAUUCUGUAUAUCUGCAGUGAUAUUGCUGGGUCAUAUGGUAAUUCUGUUUAAUUAUUUGAGGACCUGCCAAUUUUCCCAAGUGGCAACACCAUUUUACAUUCUCACCAGCAAUGUACAAGGGUUCCAAUUUCUCCACAUCUUAUCCAUACUUGUUAUUGUCCAAGUUUCUGGUUAUAGUCAUCCUAAUGUGUGUGCAUGGCCACACUGUGGUUUCAAUGUGCAUUUCCCUAUUUGACUAAUGAUGCUGAGAAUCUUUGCAAAUGCUUAUUGGCCAUUUGUAUAUCUUAUCUGGAAAAAAAAUGUCUACUCAAAUCAUUUUAGUUGGGUUAUACGUCUGUAUUAGUUUGCUAGGGCUGCCAUAAUAAAAUACCACAGACUGGGCAACUUGAACAGAAAUUUAUUUUUUCACAGUUCUGGAGGUCCAAGGUCAGGGUGCUGGCAGAUCUGGCUUCUGGUGAGUGUUCUCCUGCUGGUUUGCAGAUGGCCACCUUCUUGCUGUAUUGUCAUACGCCCUUUUCUCUGGGCACACACAACCCCGGUGUCUCUCUCCUUAUAAAGACACUAGUCAUGUUGGAAUAGGGCUCAACCUUAUUACCUCAUUGAACCUUAAUUAUCUCCUUAAAGGCCCUAUCUCCAAAUAGUCACAUUGGGAGUUAGAGCUUCACCAUCUGAAUGGGGGCUGGGGGUGCAAUGCAGCUCAUAAAAAUGUCUUUAUUAUUGGGUCUGGCUUAUUCUUACUAGAAUAUCCUUUUAUCCUUUCGACCCAGCGAUCCCACUUCUGGGAAUAUUUCCUAAGAAUCCCGAAACACCAGUGAGAAAGAAUAUAUGCACCCCUAUGUUCA